Molecule: messenger RNA, 2872 nt
Organism: Cadophora gregata
Lineage: Eukaryota; Fungi; Ascomycota; Leotiomycetes; Helotiales; Ploettnerulaceae
Gene: MCM7
Product: DNA replication licensing factor MCM7
Exons: 5
Coding region: 201-2660 (819 amino acids)
Biological process (GO): double-strand break repair via break-induced replication; DNA strand elongation involved in DNA replication; DNA replication
Cellular component (GO): nucleus; MCM complex
Molecular function (GO): ATP binding; single-stranded DNA helicase activity; single-stranded DNA binding
Source: RefSeq, a predicted model, not a curated record
CUUCCCAGCCUCUUCUCCUGGUCCCAUCUGUGUUGCGACGAACCCCUCGAUACCAAAAUAACAACACCACACUGCUCGAACACAGUAACUGUCACUGCGCAAUUCUAGUAGAUCCCAACAAUCAACAGAUCUUCGUUAUCAAUCAGUCUUUUCUGCGCCACAACAGAGGUCCUUCACGAAGUUCAGGGGGUUUGCGCAAGAUGUCGCUCCUUACUUUCAGGUCGCCCGUCAACUAUGAGGAGCAUCAGCUCGCUUUUGAGGACUUCCUCUCCACUUUCAAGACUUCCCCGAAGUCUGAGCUUGCAGGGGCUCUCCAUGAUAUGAAUAUCGACGAGGAUGAUUUCAGUGACGAUUACGACUUUAUGGAUGAUGAUGACGAUGAGGGGCAGGAUUCGCGGAGACGGACAGGAGCGCAGACAAAAGCGCCGAAACUGAAGUACAUGGAAGUCCUCCAGAAAGUCGCAGACCGUUAUGAAGACGAAAUUACCAUCGAUUUGGAUGAUCUGGCUCAGUAUGAUCAAGUCCUGGAGGAGAGUGGAACCCCAUUAAACUUGGUCGCAUCGAUCGAAGUCAAUGCGAAGCAUUAUCUAGAUAUCUUGUCGAAGGCGGUAGACAAAGUCAUGCCCGACCCCACGCGAGAAAUCAACUACAAGGACGAUGUCCUAGAUGUGCUCAUGGCUCAACGAACAGCCCGAAACAACGCUCUUCAACGAGCUGCGGCAGAUCAACCAGAGACCAUCCUUGAACCAGAACUUUUCCCAGCGGAGUUGACUCGCCGAUACACAUUGAAUUUCAAACCAAGAAUGAACAAUGGAGAGCCUCUGAAGGCCUUGGCUGUACGACAAGUUCGUGGAGAGCACCUGGGCCAUUUAAUUACCGUACGAGGAAUCACGACAAGGGUCUCCGAUGUCAAGCCAACUGUGGAGGUCAACGCAUAUACGUGCGACCGUUGCGGUUGUGAGAUCUUCCAGCCAGUCGGAACGAAAACUUUUGGUCCUUUGGUUGAGUGUCCCUCGCAGGAUUGUCAGACCAACCAGACCAAAGGACAGUUGCACCACUCCACGCGUGCCUCCAAAUUUCAGCCAUUCCAGGAAGUAAAGAUCCAGGAGAUGGCUGAACACGUUCCGGUCGGCCACAUUCCAAGAAUGUUAACAGUUCUGUGCCAUGGUGCCUUGGUUCGUCGGAUCAACCCUGGAGAUGUGGUGGACAUCGCUGGUAUCUUUUUGCCAACUCCAUACACUGGAUUCAAAGCCAUCAGAGCUGGUCUCCUCACAGAUACAUUCCUCGAAGCUCAACACGUUACCCAGCACAAGAAGGCUUAUGAAGAUUUAGCUGUGGACAACCGAGUUUUCAAGCGAAUCGAGCAAUACCGAGCAUCUGGUCAUGUCUACGAAUAUUUAGCGAAGUCUAUUGCUCCCGAAAUCUAUGGUCAUUUGGACGUGAAGAAGGCUCUCUUGCUGCUGCUCGUAGGAGGUGUAACGAAAGCUAUGGGAGACGGCAUGCGAAUCAGGGGAGACAUCAACAUUUGCUUGAUGGGUGACCCUGGUGUGGCCAAAUCUCAAUUGCUCAAAUACAUCACCAAAGUUGCCCCUCGUGGUGUCUAUACUACUGGUCGAGGAUCUAGUGGUGUCGGCCUUACUGCAGCUGUCAUGAAGGAUCCCGUCACUGACGAAAUGAUCUUGGAAGGUGGUGCUCUGGUUUUGGCAGACAAUGGUAUCUGCUGUAUCGACGAGUUUGACAAGAUGGACGACAGUGAUAGAACUGCAAUUCACGAAGUUAUGGAGCAGCAAACGAUUUCGAUUUCGAAAGCCGGAAUAUCAACGACUCUCAACGCGCGAACUUCUAUUCUCGCCGCUGCUAAUCCUCUCUACGGUCGCUACAACCCACGCAUCUCCCCCGUCGAGAACAUUAACCUUCCAGCUGCUCUUCUGUCUCGUUUCGACGUCCUCUUCCUUAUCCUUGACACUCCUACCAGAGAUACCGAUGCUCUUCUCGCUCGCCACGUCACCUUUGUUCACAUGAACAAUAAGCAUCCAGAUACUGAUGGCGUAGUUUUCACUCCGCACGAAGUUCGCCAAUAUGUUGCUCAAGCACGGACUUUCAGACCAGUUGUGCCUACACCAGUCUCAGAGUACAUGGUGAAGGCAUACGUCAAGAUGCGCGAUCAGCAAUCUCGAGACGAGAAGAACAAGAAACAGUUCACCCACACGUCACCACGUACACUCCUCGGUAUACUUCGUCUUGCCCAAGCCCUCGCACGUCUGCGCUUCAGUGAAGAAGUUGUCCAGGAUGAUGUUGAUGAAGCUUUGCGACUGAUCGAAGCUAGCAAGGAGUCCUUGUACCAAGACCAGGGUGGUUAUGGCAAGGACAUGAGCCCCAGCUCUCGAAUCUACAAUAUGGUUCGUGCUCUUGCAGAGAGUGGACAGUGUAGGCCGGAUGAUGCGGAGGAUGGUGACGAGGAACUGGGAAUGGAACUCAGCAUGAAGAAGGUCGAGGGCAGAAUUAUCGCAAAGGGUUUCACGUUAGACCAGUGGCAGACCGCGGUCAUGGAGUAUACCAAUUUGGACAUUUGGCAAACUGCUGGAAACGGUACCCGCCUCAUUUUCAUCGUCUCGGAAGCCGCACACAUGGCUCGCGAUGCUGAGUUUGAAAUGGAAUAGACGGUUUAUGCAUUCUUGGGGCAAGGUUGGGAAGGGCUCUGGUCUUACGUGGAUAUGUCAUUUAUGGCGUUCUAGGCAUUGAUUUUUAUUCUGUUCGUUCUGGCUGAGUUGAGAGCCAAAAAUGAGGAGGGCGUUUUGUUGUGGACACAGUUUUCGUGUGUGUGUUAAGAGUAGAGAAACUAAUUGAAUCAAAUACAUGUUUUUCUCGGAGC